UUAUUGGAGCAUUGGAACAUUUCAAAAACGAAAUGUACAUUUAGUAGUCCAGCAACGGUUCGUGCGGUCGUAUGCAAACAUUUGAAAAUUGUUGCUAGCGGAUUGUCUGUGUUGUCUGUGCUUUCACGGUUUGCCGGUCUUACGAGUGAUUCUUCACUAAAAACAAAAUUCUGUGUACGAGUAUAGUGAAAUAUACAAAGGCUCGGCGGCAAUAUAUACUGGUACUCUAUGUAUGUAUGUAUGUAUGUACGUACGUGUUUGUGAAUGAUGCCAUGCUGCCUGUGAAAAAAGUUAAGAAAAAAUCAAGUGAAUAAUAACACAGCGAAAGAAGGGUGAAUGGUUAAAGAAAAGAUCUGUAGGAGUGGGUGUGAAAAAUUAAUAUUUGACAAUUGGCAAUUUCUACAUAUAUACGGAUGUGUGUAGAACUACUUAAAACUACAUAUGUACAUACAUACCCAUAUCUCCGUAUGAAUCAAUACCGUAUUUUUUCUUCUUCAAUAUUUUCCUACACUGGCGUGCCAAUAUUUUUUCCUUUAAAUUAUUCCAUUUAAUAAAGACAUAAAAAUUUUCGAAUGUGCCAACAGAUGUGCGUUUAAUGCGAUUUCCGUUGGACGUGCGCACAAUAAAGUUUUCAAUGAAUUAGAUUAUUGUUGUUGAUGAUUAUUAUGAUAUUAUGAUGUACAGUGUGAUGCUCUCGAAAAUGACAAAGUGCGCGCAAUAGUAAUGAUGGCCAUUGUGACCAUUGUGCACCGUGUGUAGUAGUGUAAUUCAUAUGAGUAUGAUAUUUAAUCACACCGCCUGUAGAAAUUUGAAAAUAAUAGUGUAAAAAGUGCAUCAUCCAAACACCAGCAACAACAACAACGAUUACGAAAGCAAUAACAUCAUCGCAUAUUUAUCAACGUCCAACGCACUCUCGAAAAAAGCCGCAUUGUUUCCAUGUCCAUAAUUUUUUGUUUUUGAUUCGCACCAGCCUGCACUGUUCUUGAAUCGAUUCAGAGUCGAGUGGUGUGGCGCGUUUAAACUGGCCUGGAAAGCAACUCGACCUCAGUAAAACAACAAAAAUGUAUUCGGCGGUGCGCACAAACGACUUUGAAUAUCCCGAAUCGGAGAUGGACGAUCUGGAGAGCCUAUACUUUGACACGAUUUCUUUGGCAGACUCUGAGGCUGCUGCCGCUGUGGCUGCUGCACACCGCAAAUCACUCUCCCAAUCGCGCAAUACCAUCUAUCAUUCGGCGGUGGAUUUGGCCGGUGAAGAUACACCAUCAAAACGUCGCAGUUUACGCUUGGACAAUGGCAACAAAAAUAAUGCACCGCCGCUAAAUAAUCCCAGCAAUCGUUCGCCAUACAAUCCGAAUUUCCGCCACUCAUCAGCAUUGGAACAUUAUAAUAAUGCGAACGGCAGCAACGGUACAGGCGUUGGCGGCGGCGGCGGCGGUGGCGUUGAUCAAACGGAUGCUACCAUUGCCGCACAGGUGUUGGCCAUGCACAACGGACGCUCGAAUGCUUAUGGCAACAAUAAAACUAGCAGCAAUAAAAGCAACAGCACACCGCAUCUGAAUGCCGAUGAGGUCUCUAAACGUCUCUUACAAAGUAGCACAAAUUCUAGUAAAGAUAAGAAAUUGCCAAUUACGUACUCCCAAUGGAAAUUUAGGACACGUCGGCGCUUCCAAGAUGGCAAACGCAGCGUUGAUUUCGUCUUGACCUACAUCGGCGAUGAUGAUUAUAUACCCGAGAAUCGACGCAAACGUGAAAUAUUCGAAACGAAUUUAAUUAAGGAAGGCCUUCAUUUGGAGCACGACAAUACGCAGCGCAUACAUUUUAUAAAAAUUCAUGCGCCACUGGAGGUGCUUUGUCGUUAUGCGGAAAUUUUGCAGAUUAAAUUGCCAAUGAAGAAGAUACCAGGCCAGGAGCUCAUAAAGGAGGAUGAUUUUCGAAUCAAAGAUUGUAUUACAUCUGCCGUCAGGCGCAUAUUUAGUUGGUUGUACGUCAGUGCGGAACGACCGUAUCGCAUACACAUGGAGUUUUCCCGCAAUUAUCAGCAUUUAUUCGAAUGGGAGCAACCGAAUUUCUUUGAUGCUGGUGUUCGCAAUUCAAUCAUCAAUUUUAUAUUAGAGCGGCAGCGUUUUGUGGAAGGCGAAGAGACAGCCGACAAUUUGGGUAUUGAAAAAUUGUUGGAGGAUCGCGUAUACCACAGUGCUUACCCGUUGCAUGAUGAUACGGAUCGUGACUUCCUUUUACAAGAAUGGGCUUCGCUACGAAAGUGGAUACACUUACAGCCCCUGGACAGCAUCAAAGAGUAUUUCGGUGCAAAAGUUGCUUUAUAUUUUGCUUGGUUGGGUUUCUACACACACAUGCUAAUUCCCGUCAGCGUACUGGGUAUCCUAUGUUUCAUCUAUGGAUUUGUGACGUGGAGUAGUGAUCCUAUAAGUCGCCAAAUUUGCAACGAUAACCAAACGACACUUAUGUGCCCACAAUGUGAUCGCAACUGUGACUACUGGCUGUUGGAGGAAACUUGUAACUCAUCAAAAAUGAAUUAUCUGAUAGAUAACAAUAUGACGGUCAUAUUUGCCUCGAUAAUGGCUAUUUGGGCUGUACUCUAUUUGGAGCUCUGGAAGCGCUAUUCUGCCACUUUGGUGCAUCGUUGGGGCUUGACCACCUUUUCGCAGCAUGUUGAACAUCCGCGUCCCCAAUAUUUAUCGAAGCUACAAAGGCACAAGGAUAUUACGGAGCGCUGGAAGAAGAGCAAUAAUAUACUCGAACCGGAUGUGCCAUUUUGGCGUAUAAAAUUUCUACCUAGUUUCACAAGUUACAGUAUUAUGGUUUUGUUUAUCUGCGUUUCACUCAUCGCGAUUUUCUCCAUGAUAGUCUAUCGUAUGGCACAGAAGGCGUCCCAUAGCAUUUUGGGUAACGAAGAUUCAAUGACCUACAAAAUAAUGGUGCUUCCCAUGACGGCUGGUAUAAUCGAUCUCAUAGUAAUUUCUAUGCUCGAUUACGUCUACACUUCACUAGCCGUUCAUCUCACGAAUUUGGAAUAUUGUCGCACGCAAACUGAAUACGACGAAAGUCUGACAGUUAAAAAUUAUGUAUUUCAAUUUGUCAACUAUUAUUCCUCGCUAUUCUAUAUUGCAUUUGUGAAAGGCAAAUUCGUCGGCUACCCAGCCAAAUACAAUCGGAUAUUGGGUUUUCGACAGGAAGAGUGUAAUCCAGGUGGCUGUUUGAUGGAGCUUUGCAUGCAACUUGUCAUCAUUAUGGUUGGCAAGCAGGCAGUCAAUGCCAUUGUGGAAAUGCUCUUUCCUUAUAUAAUGCGCUGCAUACGCAAGUUUUCUGCGCGCCUCGGCAUGCGAAAAGUAGAAAGUGAGGAGAAAUUAAUAUCGUGCAAUCAGUGGACUGAAGAUUAUCAUCUGGAGCCGUCAAACACAAAUUCACUAUUCUCAGAGUAUUUGGAAAUGGUUUUGCAAUUUGGUUUUAUAACACUUUUCGGCUUGGCCUUCCCAUUGGCACCACUACUUGCAUUGAUUAAUAAUGUCAUCGAAGUCCGUUUGGAUGCAAUCAAAAUGCUGAAGCUAAUGCGACGCCCGGUAGCGCAACGUGCCAACAAUAUUGGUGUCUGGUACAAUAUGAUGGCAAUUGUGACACGCAUCGCUGUAGCAUCGAGCGCUAUGAUUAUUGCAUUUUCCACAAAUCUCAUACCGAAAAUAGUCUACACAACUGCCACACAGGAUGAAUCCUUGGAGGGAUAUCUGAAUUUUACGCUUGCCUACUUUAACACAGCCAACUUCCAGGUGCAACCAGUGCUGCGGGGGAGCACCUACGAAAAUGUAACCUCCUGCCGUUACACGGAAUUCCGUAAUCCUCCCUGGGAUGCGGAUCCUUACAAGCGACCAACGUAUUACUGGAAAAUACUAACAGGACGCCUAGCGUUUAUCGUAAUUUUUCAGAAUAUCAUCGGCAUGAUUCAAGGUGUGAUUGCCUGGGCAAUUGCAGAUGAGCCAAGCAAAUUGCGUAAGCGUAUAAAGCGUGAAGGUUUCCUGCUGCGCGAACACAUAAUUGAGUAUGAAAAGAAGACCGUUGCUGAGAAAGCAGCUGCACGUCGAGCCAUAGACGAGGCGCAAUACGAAGAUGAAAAGGCGCAAAACCAAAUGGACUACUAUGCGAACAAUAAAGAGCCGAUGUCACAAGCGCAGACCGUACAACGGGAUUAUGCGGAUAAUGAGGCGGCAGUCGUCUAUAGGAAUGAGCGUACAACGCCACUGUAGAACAACGAUAAACUUUUUGUUACAUAUUCUAUAAGUAGUUUUUAUUUUUUUAAGCCAAUGGUAAUCGAAAUGGUAGCUUAUUUAUACAAUUUUUAUGGUUAUUAGGUGAUUAUAAUUAAGCGGGUAAAAUAGUGCGCGCAACACACAAAUUGUAGUUAAUAAGUAAGUGAAUUUAUUUUUUGUGUUGGUUUUUGGUUUUCCUGUUUUUUUUGUUACUUGAAUUUUUGUAGUUUUUUUUUUUUUGUAUUUUUGUAGUCUUUUUUUAGUGUUUUUUUUUGUCGGCAAUGCCUUAUUUACAAUUUUAGUAUAUUGCAUUAGAAAUGCUGAACAUUUCCUGUGUAAAUUUGUUAAUUCAAAAGAAAAAAAAAAACGCUAUUGUUAGGUACUUAAAGUUUUAAAAGUUAAACAUCACUGUUGUGUAACUGUAAUUGUUAUCAUUGUAAAUAAUUAAUAAUUAGCCAAGUGCAUACACUAUCAAGUAGUAAACAAAAAAACAACAAAAAAUGUGUAUAAUUAACAAAUUAAACUAAACCAGUGAAAGAGAAACUUCAAACUGCUCAAAAUAAUCAUAAAUUUUGCAUGCUAAUAAUAUUAUAUAUAAUAAUUUGUAAUUUUUUUAAUAACAAAUAUGUAAGUAGGCAAUACAAAGCUAAUUUUGUAUUGAAAACUAAAACUGGUUGAAUUUUAUCGCAAAACCGUACCGCAUUUGUUAAUUAGUUAAUUAAUUGUGAUGGAGUAAACGAUACAAAUUUUAUAUGAUUCGUUGCAUUUUCAGCCACAUUUGCCUUAAAGUACGUGCAUACAUAGAAAAUAAAUACGUAUUUCAUACGUUUAUAACGCAAUCCGAUUUAAAUUAAGUCGCGCCACAGGUAUACUACUACAUGCAUAUGUACAUAUAUGUUGGUACCUAGGCAAAUACAUAUGUAUGUCCAUUUUUUGUAGCAAUAGUUAUAAUGCAAAAUAUUAAAUUACAUACCUAGAUAAAAUUCACAAAUAACCGCAAGCAUUUUACCACACAGUGAAGUGCUUCUUUUAAAGUAGACAAAAAGUAGCCGUUUUUACCGAAAAUAAAUACAUGCUAGCAAGGCAAAAAAUAGUGAAAAAUUCAAAUAACAAAAAAAAAAAACAACAACAACACAUAUAUUCAUACAAUACACCUGUCUCAAACUCAACUCGUGUACCUAUCUAACUGCACUUCUCUUUCAACUGUUAACUACAUAUAUAUUUACCCUACCUACAUUAGUCUACAAACAUAUACAUAUUAUCAGAAGCAUUAUUAAACUACAUGUGCACAUAUAUGUAUGUAUGUGUAUAUGUGCAUACUCGUUAUGUAUUUGUGCUGUCAUAAAAUGUUGUUAUAUGAAAUUUAUUUACAAACAUUUACAUAUAUUUUAUAUGAGAUUUUAUUAUAUGUAUUCUUAAAAAGCGUAAAUAUGUUCUAAAUAUAUGUAUGUAUGUAUAUGUUUCUAUUUACACAUUCUUAUAUGUAUGCGUACAUGUAAAUGCAUUUGUAUCGCAGAUAUUCUUUAAGAUACAUAGCGCGUCACAUAGUAACAGAAUACAAUCCAAAAAGUACCUUGUAGUACAUCGUGUAUGUAUGUAUGUAUAAACAAAAGAAAUAAAUUACUACCUAAUAGCACUUCA
Messenger RNA from Anastrepha ludens (Mexican fruit fly), 5900 nucleotides. Its product is annotated as anoctamin-1. Gene Ontology annotation, molecular function: protein dimerization activity; chloride channel activity. The transcript has 14 exons. Gene Ontology annotation, biological process: chloride transmembrane transport. Lineage: Eukaryota; Metazoa; Arthropoda; Insecta; Diptera; Tephritidae. Bases 1062 to 4256 code for a protein of 1064 amino acids. The record is from RefSeq and is a predicted model, not a curated record. Gene Ontology annotation, cellular component: plasma membrane.